AUGGGGAUGGGUGGUCAGGAAAAUAAGGAAUUGGAGCAAAGUCGGGUUGCUCAUACUGAGAAGAUUAAUAAAGGGAUAACUAUAGUAGAUCAGGGUAGUUUGGAGGAGAGGGACAGAGAUCAGUCUCACGAGGAGAGGGGGAAUAUUGUGGUAGACAAGGAAAAUGUAAUAGGGGAUAAGGGAAAAGGAAAGAUAGAGGAAGGAGGUGAAUCUUCGGCUCAAGAGGUCAUGAAGGGUGAAAGUAAUGCUCGGACUGGGAAUGGGGAACAAAGUGGUGUAAAAUCCUGGACUGAUAUGGUAAGAAAAGAGAUUCAUGAAAGACAACUUAGGACUGGGGAAGGAGGGAGUGACCACAUUGAAAGCUUAUUUGGGCAGGGGAUGAAACUAGAUGGAAGUGAUUGGAAAGGGGAUGAUACAUAUAUGGAGUAG
Molecule: messenger RNA, 429 nt
Organism: Oldenlandia corymbosa var. corymbosa
Lineage: Eukaryota; Viridiplantae; Streptophyta; Magnoliopsida; Gentianales; Rubiaceae
Source: the annotation of a GenBank genome assembly